CUUGAUCUUGGCAAAGUUUCCAGGUCAGGUCUGCCCUGGGCAAGGCUCAACGGGCUCAACGGGCUCAACGCUUGACAACGCUGCGCUGUGCUGCCAGCCAAAGAACAUGAGGGAGUUGUUGAGAGAGGAAGAACAGAAAGAACAGAGAUUGCCUUUGAAGGCAGCGGAGCCGACGCCGCGCAAACUGGCCGUUUUUUCCGUGCUUUCUUUAGCAACUGCUUUGCUUGAAAGUCUUGGAUUGAGCCCACAUGGAAAGUCGUGUCAGAGCCAACGAAGACUAGAAGCCAGCGAGGAACCCGACCCGAACUUGACGCCGGACGAGCAAAAAGCUCAUAUCCGGAAGCGCACCUGCACAGAUGUGUUUUGCGUGCUUCUGUUCGCUGGUGCGAUAGUUGGCCUCUUUGAAGUUCUGCGAUAUGGAUUUCAGAAUGGAGACACGCGCCGGAUCUACUAUGGCCUGAACUGGGAAGGUGAACUUUGUGGCCUUGAUGAGCCAGUCAAGGACAAGCCACUGCUCUAUUGGUGCACAAAGCCAGGGGACUCAACCUUGAGCGAGGAUCUUCUGAAUAACUUCAGUCUGCCUACAGAGCUCAAAGAUCCGUCUGGAGCUAUUGUGUCCCUCAUCAACAAAAUUGUAACGCCAGGUGAAGCGUUGGAUUUGCUUCACCCGAUUUGUGUGGCAAGUUGCCCCGUUGACAGCGGCAGUUUCCACCCGUGUUUGCAGUCCGUCAAUACAGAGAAAGGAACAAAGAGCUUCGAUGGCAGCUUCUUGCAGACAUCCGACUUUAUAUCAAAGUUGGUUCAAGAUGUUGAAACAAUCACCUUUGCUCAUCGAUUCUGCAUGCCAAAGGAGUCUUUUGCAUGGACGAUUGAGACUCUCAAUGAGACAGUGGAGGGCACUGCAACAGAGGUGAUGUAUGGACUGGCUGAAAUCGUUGAAGCGCGAAAGAUUUUCUUGUUUACAGGAUGUAUGGCAGUGGUCCUCAGCUACCUCUUCAUGUUCACACUUGACUGCCUAGCAUUCCCAGUGGUGUACACAACCCUUACUAUUUGCGUUGUGGGACCAAUCGGUGCUUCACUGUACUUCAUUUAUGGCGCUUUCCACCAGGAGAUUAGCACUGCACUCAUCGAGGAUGCUGGCUGGAAUGUGGUCUUGCCAGAAGCGAUCACCACAAGUGACAGAAAUUGGGACAUUAUAUGUUCCAUUUUGUGUUUGAUUCUGGGAAUUGGGGUAGCCUGCUUCUGGUGCUGCAAGAGCAAAUCCAUCAAUUUUGUCAUUGUGGCGGUCAAGGCGACCAUCCGUGUCCUGUAUGAUGUGCCGACUCUGAUUCUCUUGCCUUCACUGAACACAGCUGCGCGUGCCAUUGUGCUCAUUCUGGCAAUGUGGGGUCUUGCCCUGGUUGUCUCAGUGGGUGAAGUGGCAGCGUACGACAUCCACAGCUGGGUCCCACAGGGCCUUGCGAGGACCUUCGAGCACACGCAGGACGAACGGUUGUACAUUCUCUACUACAUUUUUGCAUGCGCAUGGAUCUACGAGUUGCUCCUGGCACUCCAACAAUUUGUUGUUGCGUAUACUGUCCUCAUUUGGUACAACGCCCCAUUGAACAACGGCAAGAAGAAAGUUCCGUGUGCUCCGAUUGUCCGCGCGGCCUUCAUGGGCCUCACCUACCAUUUGGGCAGUUUGGCCUUCGGUGCAGUUCUGCUGGCUUUCUUCAGAAUAAUCUACAUUCUAGUGACCUUCUUCUACAACCAGAACAAAAAGAACGAAGAUGAGCAGACCAAUGGUGUGGUGAAAGCGGCAACUGCUUGCUGCUGCUGUUGCCUGAAUUGCUUCGAGCAGGUUCUGAGGUAUCUCAACUCAGGGGCAUAUGUGAUGGUUGCUGUGAACUCCGACAACUAUUGCCAGGGUGCAGAUAGGGCCGUAAAGCUCAUGCUCACUGAGUUUGUUGCGAUCGGAGCCCUCGAAGGGUCAACAUUUCUCUUCCAGACGCUGGGAAACAUCUCUAUUCCUGCUGCUGGCGGAUACUUGACCUAUCUCAUGGUCACUCAACUAGAGCAGUUCAACAGUGUGGCCUCGGUGGACUACAUUGCUCAGCCCAAAGUCAUUGCUGUUGCUGGAGGUCUAGUUUGCCUCGGGGUGUCCAUGUCCUUCAUGUCCAUCUUUGAUACGGUUUCUGAUGCCAUGCUAUUUGCCUUCAUGACCGACGAAGACUGGAGGAAACAGCACGGGCUUCCACCCAAUCCGAACAUCCCAGAGAACUUGAUGGGGCUUAUCAAAGCUGGAGAAUCAUGAUCAAUUCGCCUUGGGGCGCUGUCAACAGGGUCAACCCGAUCAGCCAAAGUGUUGUCGGUUUGACUCCGUUAUGGUCCCGAUUGCCCUAGUUUCACAAGCUAUUUGAAUGCUGAAAGAGUUGACGACGGAUCGCACCGUUUAGCUG
Messenger RNA from Cladocopium goreaui, 2438 nucleotides. The record is from the annotation of a GenBank genome assembly. Lineage: Eukaryota; Dinophyceae; Suessiales; Symbiodiniaceae.